Molecule: messenger RNA, 2268 nt
Organism: Phytophthora sojae
Lineage: Eukaryota; Oomycota; Peronosporomycetes; Peronosporales; Peronosporaceae
Exons: 3
Coding region: 1-2268 (755 amino acids)
Source: RefSeq, a predicted model, not a curated record
AUGGCCCGCGCGCUGGCGCCCCUGUGGCGGGGCACCGUGGCGCUCAUCUCGUGGACGGCGCAGCUCGUGCGCGCGCCGCACUCGAGCAGCAGCUUGCCGAGCGCCAUCUCCAGCUCGUCGCCGGCUUCGCUGGCCCCGCGCGGCGCCUGGAGCGCCUGGAAGAGCUUCCUGACCGCCGGCCCGAGACGCGCCCGCCGGCAGUCGCACGCGGCGCUGGAGCUGCUGGAGAAGUUCCGCCAGGGCCCGGAGACCCACAGCGAGUGGAACCUGUUCCUGUGGCGCGCCACGUUCCCGCUCGUGUCGCUCGUGCUGCUCACGCUGCUGUGCGUCGUGGGGCAGUUCGGCCACGCCGCCUACUCGCUGGUGGUGAACCCGGUCUGGUACCUGUGCAACUUGGCGCUGGUGGCCACGCCCUUCCAGCUGGUGUUCCGCUUCUCCGCGCUGGAGGACGCGGCGGACGGAGAGGCGCAGACGAGAGUCUACUACGCGCUGGCGGCCGUCAGCGUAGCCAUCAGCCUCGUCGAGUGGUACAUGAGCUUACCGGCCAGCAGGUACUCGUGGAUUGUGGGCAACACGCUCUUCGGCAUCGUGGCGCUGAGCGCCGUGCCGCUGUUCUUCAGUAUGCAGCCGAGGACGCCGCGCUCGCAGUACGACGAUCUGGUCAUGGAGCAGGAGCAGGACAACAGGAUGCACGGCGUGCCCGAAGAGGAGGAGGACACGAGGAACGAGCAGGUGGAGGAGACUCCGCGACAGGGACAAUCCGCCACGCGGCUGCUGUACGGGUGCGGAUUCUGCGUGUUCGUGUUGUGGCUCAUCAUGUUCUCGUCGUACAGCUCCGCGCGCGGUGGGGAAGGCUCGACGCGGUCGUGGUUCCUGCUGUACUUGCUGUCGCCGGUGUUGUGCAUCAUUCUCUUCUGCUCGCGCAUUGCGCGCGUGCGAUUCAGCUUCGAGCACGCGGUCGCGUACAGCACGUUGAUCGUGCAUGUGCCGCUGUUUCUUGGACACUUGUGUGUGCGACUAUUUGCACUCGCGGAAGAUCCUGCUGCCUCAUCGUCGACCACCAGUGAGUCGUGGCUGAAGCUGGCGAUCUCGGUGCUGUAUCUGCUGCUCAUGCAGGGCUACUUCUUCGUGAUCACGCAUAUGGUGAACAGCAUGUCGGAGCCGUUCUCGCACCCGUCGUUGCUGUACGUUGGGCAGCUCUACUACUACGUGUUCUGGUACAUCCUCGUGGGGUCGGAUACCCCCAUCGACGCGUUGUAUUGGGGUAUGCUGAUGCUCAACAACAUUCACAUCGCGUUCCUGAACACGGGUGUGUACACUGACUUCAAGCGCUCGUCUUCGGCUAUUCUAGCAAUGCCGCUGCAUGCCAACAUCACCUCGUCGGUUGCUUUUUGCGUGCGUUCUACUACAUCGGCCAUAGAUGUUUCUAGAUGUAUGCCAAACGGAAGGUCACUUAGAAGGCGAGGUCUUUUGGGGCUAAACUGCGGCGUGGCAGGCGCAGCAGCAAUGGAGACGGAAGACGAUCUACUUGAAGACGGAGAUCACGACUGUGGAUAUGACAGUGGAUACGGCUCUGAUGGAUUCCUAUUAACUCGAAAUAUCGAUGAGAAGGAACCUGCUAUCGGUGAGCUGCCGUCUUGGCAAGAAACAGGAAGUCGCAACCGUGAACGAGAUCGGGGUGUAAACCUUUCGCGCAGAGAUACCCAAGCAUCAGCACUGGACAUUUCUUCGCCAUCUCGAAAAGCAGGCACACGGAAGGCUUCAUUUCUUCGUGACAAGUGCUCGCGAGCUAAAAUGAACUGCAGGAACGAUGCUCUACGGCCACUGUAUUUCCUGAUGAAGCUCGCGGAACAAGACAACAUGGCCGACACUACAGCUCUGAUUCUGGUACCUUCACUCCUGACGCUGCUGGCCGUUUUCGAGAAGCCGGGCAGUGCUCUUGCGGUGCUACAGGACCAAACGAACCUUUGGCUACGGUGCGUGUGCAUGUUCAUCGGACGUCUUGGUGGUGCCUUUCUCGCUCGAGAAAUCUUCACGUGUAAGCUCCGGUCUCGACUACGCUCGUCGCCCGAGGACUUGGGCGAUGCGACCCACCCUGACGGCAUUACCGGCAGUAUUGACGGCAUGCCUGCGCGGCUUUGGAUACAGCGUCUUAUGCUGCAAGACUUCCACGCCCAGUUUUGGUAUCUGACUGCUGUGACUAUGGUGGUCACGUUCGGUUGUUUCGCGCGCGUCGACCUGCCACUACGCUUUGCAUUGCUUUCGUGA